Messenger RNA from Phytophthora infestans T30-4, 1416 nucleotides. Its product is annotated as RNA polymerase II-associated protein, putative. The coding region runs from base 1 to 1416 and encodes 471 amino acids. NCBI's taxonomy places the organism in Eukaryota, Oomycota, Peronosporomycetes, Peronosporales, Peronosporaceae. The record is from RefSeq and is a predicted model, not a curated record. Gene Ontology annotation, molecular function: protein binding. The transcript is spliced from 3 exons.
AUGCCGACAAUGGUGGAAAUGCAGCACCAGAUCCGCGCUAACGCGUCCCAGCUGCAGGACUACUUUUCAGAUUUGUAUGCGUGGGAGAAGAGUAUCGACAAGGAGGACUCGAUGCGCAAAAGGGCGACGAAAACUGCGAAGAGCUCAGCAACACCACCUGCGGCUCCACCGCCACGGGUGGCAACGACCGUCGGCGUCGGCAGUAGCGAUGAAAAUGCAAGGACUGUUAGUCUGAAGAAACUGGAUGCACAUACUUACGACAAAGGGUACAAGCGCUGGGAAAAGUUCGACGUGGACACUGCAUUAAAAGAAGCGGACGAAGAAGGAGAUUGUAAGCAAAAGAACAAGCAACCCUCGGCACUUGUUCAGCCUUCAGGCUCUGCUCCGACUGCAAUGGCUAAGACUUCGGUAUCUUCGACGACGACGAAAAGUCGGGAGGAGCUAGAGAAAGAAGAAGGCAACGCCCACUACAAACGGGGUGACUAUGUGGCAGCGAUCAAGAGUUAUACACGCUGUCUCGGCUACAAUCCGCAGAACGCUGUGGUGCUGUCGAACCGUGCCAUGGCGUACUUAAAGAACCGCGAGUAUGCCAAUGCUGAAGAUGACUGCUCACUAGCACUAAGGGCUGACCCGGCGCAUGCCAAGUCGUGCACGCGUCGAGGAACUGCACGUAACUCAUUAGGAAAGCACAGACUUGCGCUACUCGACUUCCAGCGGGCCGCUACGUUGGAUCCGAAAAGCCGUCAAAUCCAGAAACAGUUGCAGUCGACUCGAGAGCUCAUCCGAACGGCCAUCAAGCGCUCAUCGAAGCGAACAGAGUUCUCGAUUGAAGUUGUUGGAGGCAGUUCAAAGGCCAAGCAAACUCAUCCUGAGCACGACGGUGAUGUCGACAACAAGGAAAACAUUGGAUCACAACCAGAGACUUCUCCUGCCAUGAAGAAGAUGCCUCUCCCGCUGGAGGAAACAGGUUCGAACUUUCAGUCUUCACCCACGACGACGUCGGCGAAAUCGACGGUCGAGAAGACGAAGAAAAAGAGCUCGGGUACACUUCUAAAGAUCUCCAAGAAAGCUCCAGCCACUUCGUACGAGUUUGGACGCGUAUGGAAGACACUUGUCUUGCGUGGAGACGCAGAGCAGAAAAGUCGCUUGCUCAACUUGCGUGCCGAGUAUCUGCGACUGAUCGACCCUCCUGCUCUAAGCUCGAUCUACAAAACUGGGAUGGAAUCAGAUAUACUGUGUGAAAUUUUCCACCUCACGAAAGUACCGCGCUUCAAUAUGACGAUCAUGCUCCUGUCCGGCAGCGAGAAGGAAGAUAUGACAUGGGUCAUCAAGCGUUUGGAAGAUCUGUCGAAGGACGACAACGAAAUUCAAGCGCAGGAAAUUAAUAACCUCAAAAAGCUGUACGAGCUACCCUGA